Closterium sp. Yama58-4 is the source of this 4770-nucleotide messenger RNA. The record is from the annotation of a GenBank genome assembly. Lineage: Eukaryota; Viridiplantae; Streptophyta; Zygnematophyceae; Desmidiales; Closteriaceae.
AUGGUUCUCAUUGGCAUGAUGCCACUGUCAUGCAUUGCUCUCAUUGGCAUGAUGCCACUGUCAUGCAUUUCUCUCAUUGGCAUGAUGCCACUGUCAUGCAUUGCUCUCAUUGGCAUGAUGUCACUGUCAUGCAUUUCUCUCAUUGGCAUGAUGCCACUGUCAUGCAUUUCUCUCAUUGGCAUGAUGCCACUGUCAUGCAUUGCUCUCAUUGGCAUGAUGCCACUGUCAUGCAUUGCUCUCAUUGGCAUGAUGCCACUGUCAUGCAUUGCUCUCAUUGGCAUGAUGCCACUGUCAUGCAUUGCUCUCAUUGGCAUGAUGCCACUGUCAUGCAUUUCUCUCAUUGGCAUGAUGCCACUGUCAUGCAUUUCUCUCAUUGGCAUGAUGCCACUGUCAUGCAUUUCUCUCAUUGGCAUGAUGCCACUGUCAUGCAUUUCUCUCAUUGGCAUGAUGCCACUGUCAUGCAUUGCUCUCAUUGGCAUGAUGCCACUGUCAUGCAUUGCUCUCAUUGGCAUGAUGCCACUGUCAUGCAUUGCUCUCAUUGGCAUGAUGCCACUGUCAUGCAUUGCUCUCAUUGGCAUGAUGCCACUGUCAUGCAUUGCUCUCAUUGGCAUGAUGCCACUGUCAUGCAUUGCUCUCAUUGGCAUGAUGCCACUGUCAUGCAUUGCUCUCAUUGGCAUGAUGCCACUGUCAUGCAUUGCUCUCAUUGGCAUGAUGCCACUGUCAUGCAUUGCUCUCAUUGGCAUGAUGCCACUGUCAUGCAUUGCUCUCAUUGGCAUGAUGCCACUGUCAUGCAUUGCUCUCAUUGGCAUGAUGCCACUGUCAUGCAUUGCUCUCAUUGGCAUGAUGCCACUGUCAUGCAUUGCUCUCAUUGGCAUGAUGCCACUGUCAUGCAUUGCUCUCAUUGGCAUGAUGCCACUGUCAUGCAUUGCUCUCAUUGGCAUGAUGCCACUGUCAUGCAUUGCUCUCAUUGGCAUGAUGCCACUGUCAUGCAUUUCUCUCAUUGGCAUGAUGCCACUGUCAUGCAUUGCUCUCAUUGGCAUGAUGCCACUGUCAUGCAUUGCUCUCAUUGGCAUGAUGCCACUGUCAUGCAUUGCUCUCAUUGGCAUGAUGCCACUGUCAUGCAUUUCUCUCAUUGGCAUGAUGCCACUGUCAUGCAUUGCUCUCAUUGGCAUGAUGCCACUGUCAUGCAUUGCUCUCAUUGGCAUGAUGCCACUGUCAUGCAUUGCUCUCAUUGGCAUGAUGCCACUGUCAUGCAUUGCUCUCAUUGGCAUGAUGCCACUGUCAUGCAUUUCUCUCAUUGGCAUGAUGCCACUGUCAUGCAUUGCUCUCAUUGGCAUGAUGCCACUGUCAUGCAUUGCUCUCAUUGGCAUGAUGCCACUGUCAUGCAUUGCUCUCAUUGGCAUGAUGCCACUGUCAUGCAUUGCUCUCAUUGGCAUGAUGCCACUGUCAUGCAUUUCUCUCAUUGGCAUGAUGCCACUGUCAUGCAUUUCUCUCAUUGGCAUGAUGCCACUGUCAUGCAUUUCUCUCAUUGGCAUGAUGCCACUGUCAUGCAUUUCUCUCAUUGGCAUGAUGCCACUGUCAUGCAUUGCUCUCAUUGGCAUGAUGCCACUGUCAUGCAUUGCUCUCAUUGGCAUGAUGCCACUGUCAUGCAUUGCUCUCAUUGGCAUGAUGCCACUGUCAUGCAUUGCUCUCAUUGGCAUGAUGCCACUGUCAUGCAUUGCUCUCAUUGGCAUGAUGCCACUGUCAUGCAUUGCUCUCAUUGGCAUGAUGCCACUGUCAUGCAUUGCUCUCAUUGGCAUGAUGCCACUGUCAUGCAUUGCUCUCAUUGGCAUGAUGCCACUGUCAUGCAUUGCUCUCAUUGGCAUGAUGCCACUGUCAUGCAUUGCUCUCAUUGGCAUGAUGCCACUGUCAUGCAUUGCUCUCAUUGGCAUGAUGCCACUGUCAUGCAUUGCUCUCAUUGGCAUGAUGCCACUGUCAUGCAUUGCUCUCAUUGGCAUGAUGCCACUGUCAUGCAUUGCUCUCAUUGGCAUGAUGCCACUGUCAUGCAUUGCUCUCAUUGGCAUGAUGCCACUGUCAUGCAUUUCUCUCAUUGGCAUGAUGCCACUGUCAUGCAUUGCUCUCAUUGGCAUGAUGCCACUGUCAUGCAUUGCUCUCAUUGGCAUGAUGCCACUGUCAUGCAUUGCUCUCAUUGGCAUGAUGCCACUGUCAUGCAUUUCUCUCAUUGGCAUGAUGCCACUGUCAUGCAUUGCUCUCAUUGGCAUGAUGCCACUGUCAUGCAUUGCUCUCAUUGGCAUGAUGCCACUGUCAUGCAUUGCUCUCAUUGGCAUGAUGCCACUGUCAUGCAUUGCUCUCAUUGGCAUGAUGCCACUGUCAUGCAUUUCUCUCAUUGGCAUGAUGCCACUGUCAUGCAUUGCUCUCAUUGGCAUGAUGCCACUGUCAUGCAUUGCUCUCAUUGGCAUGAUGCCACUGUCAUGCAUUGCUCUCAUUGGCAUGAUGCCACUGUCAUGCAUUGCUCUCAUUGGCAUGAUGCCACUGUCAUGCAUUUCUCUCAUUGGCAUGAUGCCACUGUCAUGCAUUUCUCUCAUUGGCAUGAUGCCACUGUCAUGCAUUGCUCUCAUUGGCAUGAUGCCACUGUCAUGCAUUGCUCUCAUUGGCAUGAUGCCACUGUCAUGCAUUGCUCUCAUUGGCAUGAUGCCACUGUCAUGCAUUGCUCUCAUUGGCAUGAUGCCACUGUCAUGCAUUGCUCUCAUUGGCAUGAUGCCACUGUCAUGCAUUGCUCUCAUUGGCAUGAUGCCACUGUCAUGCAUUGCUCUCAUUGGCAUGAUGCCACUGUCAUGCAUUGCUCUCAUUGGCAUGAUGCCACUGUCAUGCAUUGCUCUCAUUGGCAUGAUGCCACUGUCAUGCAUUUCUCUCAUUGGCAUGAUGCCACUGUCAUGCAUUUCUCUCAUUGGCAUGAUGCCACUGUCAUGCAUUGCUCUCAUUGGCAUGAUGCCACUGUCAUGCAUUUCUCUCAUUGGCAUGAUGCCACUGUCAUGCAUUGCUCUCAUUGGCAUGAUGCCACUGUCAUGCAUUGCUCUCAUUGGCAUGAUGCCACUGUCAUGCAUUGCUCUCAUUGGCAUGAUGCCACUAUCGUGCAUUGCUCUCAUUGGCAUGAUGCCACUGUCAUGCAUUGCUCUCAUUGGCAUGAUGCCACUGUCAUGCAUUGCUCUCAUUGGCAUGAUGCCACUGUCAUGCAUUGCUCUCAUUGGCAUGAUGCCACUGUCAUGCAUUUCUCUCAUUGGCAUGAUGCCACUGUCAUGCAUUGCUCUCAUUGGCAUGAUGCCACUGUCAUGCAUUGCUCUCAUUGGCAUGAUGCCACUGUCAUGCAUUGCUCUCAUUGGCAUGAUGCCACUGUCAUGCAUUGCUCUCAUUGGCAUGAUGCCACUGUCAUGCAUUGCUCUCAUUGGCAUGAUGCCACUGUCAUGCAUUGCUCUCAUUGGCAUGAUGCCACUGUCAUGCAUUGCUCUCAUUGGCAUGAUGCCACUGUCAUGCAUUGCUCUCAUUGGCAUGAUGCCACUGUCAUGCAUUGCUCUCAUUGGCAUGAUGCCACUGUCCCGCAUUGCUCUCAUUGGCAUGAUGCCACUGUCAUGCAUUGCUCUCAUUGGCAUGAUGCCACUGUCAUGCAUUGCUCUCAUUGGCAUGAUGCCACUGUCAUGCAUUGCUCUCAUUGGCAUGAUGCCACUGUCAUGCAUUUCUCUCAUUGGCAUGAUGCCACUGUCGCUCAUUUCUCUCAUUGGCAUGAUGCCACUGUCAUGCAUUGCUCUCAUUGGCAUGAUGCCACUGUCAUGCAUUGCUCUCAUUGGCAUGAUGCCACUGUCAUGCAUUGCUCUCAUUGGCAUGAUGCCACUGUCAUGCAUUGCUCUCAUUGGCAUGAUGCCACUGUCAUGCAUUGCUCUCAUUGGCAUGAUGCCACUGUCAUGCAUUGCUCUCAUUGGCAUGAUGCCACUGUCAUGCAUUGCUCUCAUUGGCAUGAUGCCACUGUCAUGCAUUGCUCUCAUUGGCAUGAUGCCACUGUCAUGCAUUGCUCUCAUUGGCAUGAUGCCACUGUCAUGCAUUGCUCUCAUUGGCAUGAUGCCACUGUCAUGCAUUGCUCUCAUUGGCAUGAUGCCACUGUCAUGCAUUGCUCUCAUUGGCAUGAUGCCACUGUCAUGCAUUGCUCUCAUUGGCAUGAUGCCACUGUCAUGCAUUGCUCUCAUUGGCAUGAUGCCACUGUCAUGCAUUGCUCUCAUUGGCAUGAUGCCACUGUCAUGCAUUGCUCUCAUUGGCAUGAUGCCACUGUCAUGCAUUGCUCUCAUUGGCAUGAUGCCACUGUCAUGCAUUUCUCUCAUUGGCAUGAUGCCACUGUCAUGCAUUGCUCUCAUUGGCAUGAUGCCACUGUCAUGCAUUGCUCUCAUUGGCAUGAUGCCACUGUCAUGCAUUGCUCUCAUUGGCAUGAUGCCACUGUCAUGCAUUGCUCUCAUUGGCAUGAUGCCACUGUCAUGCAUUGCUCUCAUUGGCAUGAUGCCACUGUCAUGCAUUUCUCUCAUUGGCAUGAUGCCACUGAUACGCAUAGCUCUCAUUGGCAUGAUGCCACUGUCAUGCAUUGCUCUCAUUGGCAUGAUGCCACUCUCUCAUUGGCAUGAUGCCACUGUCAUGCAUUGCUCUCAUUGGCAUGAUGCCACUGUCAUGCUCUCAGAGUCAUUGCUCCAAUGUUGCGAUUUCCCUCUCGUGUCGCCAUUCUCAACAUCUUAA